Molecule: messenger RNA, 1770 nt
Organism: Nicotiana tabacum (common tobacco)
Lineage: Eukaryota; Viridiplantae; Streptophyta; Magnoliopsida; Solanales; Solanaceae
Product: serine/threonine-protein kinase SRK2A
Biological process (GO): protein phosphorylation
Molecular function (GO): protein serine/threonine kinase activity; ATP binding
Source: RefSeq, a predicted model, not a curated record
UGUCUUCUUAGUCCUUCCUUUUCUUUUAAAUUUCACUAAUUACAAUAGCUAGCUCCCUAUAUUCAACAACAAUUCCACCUCAAUUGCUCUUAAGCCCUUCAAAAAAAAAAUCCCCCCUUUUCAACAUUUUUAUUCAAAAACCCUAAUUUCAUGAAACACACAAAUUUGCCAAAUACCCUUUUCUGAUUUUGUAAUUGAGCUUGAAGGUGUUUAAUUGAAGGUUAUUGUGAAUUGGGAUUUUGUGAGAAUCUUCUUAAUAUUGUUCCUUUGACCGUCAAAUUUAAGACCCACUUUCCCAAUUUAUAAUUGAACUGAAACGCAUGAAUUGAAGCUCAAUUUGGGAGUUCUGUGGUUUUGGUUUCCGGGUUUUAUUUAUAUCGAGAAGUAUUUUUUUAAAGGAUUAAAAGAUGGAGAAUUACGAGCUGGUGAAAGAAAUAGGGUCUGGGAAUUUUGGAGUGGCAAGGCUCAUGAGGCACAAGCAGACAAAAGAGCUGGUGGCUAUGAAAUAUAUCGAGAGGGGACACAAGAUUGAUGAGAAUGUAGCAAGGGAGAUCAUAAAUCAUAAAUCGCUUCGACAUCCAAACAUAAUUCGGUUCAAGGAGGUGGUAUUAACCCCCACUCAUCUUGCUAUUGUAAUGGAAUAUGCAGCUGGUGGAGAGCUGUUUGAGCGCAUUUGCAAUGCCGGAAGGUUCAGUGAAGAUGAGGCUAGAUAUUUCUUCCAGCAGCUUAUUUCAGGAGUCUGCUACUGUCACAACAUGCAAAUAUGUCAUCGAGAUUUAAAACUGGAGAAUACUCUACUGGAUGGCAGUCCAGCACCACGCUUGAAGAUUUGUGAUUUUGGAUACUCAAAGUCGUCUCUGCUGCAUUCGAGGCCAAAAUCAACUGUUGGAACUCCCGCUUAUAUUGCUCCCGAAGUUCUAUCUAGAAGAGAAUAUGACGGCAAGCUGGCUGAUGUUUGGUCAUGUGGAGUGACACUUUAUGUAAUGCUGGUUGGUGCGUACCCUUUUGAAGACCAGGAGGAUCCAAAGAACUUCCGGAAAACAAUCCAACGAAUAAUGUCUGUGCAGUAUAAGAUUCCCGACUAUGUUCACAUAUCACAGGACUGUAGGCACCUUCUCUCUCGCAUAUUUGUUGCCAAUCCAGCAAGAAGAAUUACAAUCAAAGAAAUCAAAACCCACCCGUGGUUUUUGAAGAAUUUGCCUAGGGAAUUAACAGAAGCAGCACAGCUUGCUUAUUACAGAAGAGAAAACCCAACCUUUUCCCUUCAGAGCGCGGAGAUGAUCAUGAAAAUUGUGGAAGAGGCAAAGACCCCUGCUCCAGCUUCCCGUUCAACUGGAGGUUUUGGCUGGGUAGGUGAAGAGGAGGAAGAAGAAUUGAACGAAGAAGAUGUAGAAGACGAAGACGAAGAAGAUGAAUAUGAAAAGCAAGUGAAGCAGGUACAUGAAAGCGGAGAAUUCCAUGUCAUCUAAGGUUUAAAUUAUCUUUGUUGCUUGUAGAAAGCUAUAGCUUUUUAAGUAUUGCCGUUUUCAUGGUUGUGUAAAAUUGGCUCUUUUCAUGUUGUGUGUGAUAUUUAAGGAUGUUUGUAAAUUUCUGGUGUUUUGGUCAGGAGGCUUGUGAAAUUUAUUACCAUGUGUGGUAUACUGAAGUUGGUAGUCAAAGGAGUUGAAUUAUACAUGAGUUUAAUCAACAGACUUUGGUCAUUUUAUGUAGUGUACACUGAAUGAUUGCUUUCUCAGUGAUUUCUGUAUGAAUAAGAAAGUUUGAUUUAUA